This is a messenger RNA of Lucilia sericata (common green bottle fly), 1745 nucleotides long. Its product is annotated as LHFPL tetraspan subfamily member 2a protein. Gene Ontology annotation, cellular component: membrane. The record is from RefSeq and is a predicted model, not a curated record. The coding region runs from base 420 to 1166 and encodes 248 amino acids. NCBI's taxonomy places the organism in Eukaryota, Metazoa, Arthropoda, Insecta, Diptera, Calliphoridae. The transcript is spliced from 6 exons.
CCAGCACUCAGUAGUUGUUGUUCGAUAGUCUUGCUGAGCAGCCAUAAUUUCAAUUCCAGUUUAUUAUAUUUUUAUUUUUUUUUAAUUUUGAGGAGAAAAAACCGCAGAAAACAAACGUGAUCACAAUAAUUUAAAGUUUUAAGUGGCCGGUCAAAGAAAAAGUCAAACAUUGCAAAUUCAAUUCUACAAAAAUCCUAUUUUGCCGCACCCCAAGUCAUUUGAAAUUUGUUAUUGAAGUUUCACAUACUUUUUCUAAUUUUAUUUUAUACUAUUAUUGUUUGUAUCAAAGAAUAAAUAUAAAUAUAACCGAAAGACACUUUAAUUUAUUCGUUAGAAUGAAAUCAACCUUAAUAAAAUAGACACUGUCAAGAAAUGAUUUGAAAUUUGAUCAACACCUGCUUCGUAUUGAAAAUAAAAAAAUGUGUUAUUUAAUAAUAACUGGUGGAAGCCUGGUGUGGUUUCUUUUGACGCUAACAGCUGAUAUGUUUGUGAUUUCAGCUAUAGUUACGCCCAAAUGGCUAAUUGCUCCCGCCCCUCAUUCAAUUGUUAUACCCCGCGCUAUACUGAAUAUAAAACAGGAUCUACAAGGCGAGCUUGAAUCACCCACUACAUCAUUGCGUUACCCAUCGGUUGGCAUUUACACUAGAUGUAAGUCCAUGAAAGAUAUUGGCUUUCAUUGUGGCCCCUUUGAUUUGGAUGGAUUUGCGACGGAUAGUGAAAUUUACCCUACAGCGUGGAAGGCCACUAUGUUUUUUGUGUCAUUGGGCUUUGUUCUAUUAUCUCUGACUGUUGUGUGCACCUUAGUGUCUUGUUGCCGACAGUCGAUUUUUGGCAAAAGUAUACACAAUAUGACAGCUUGUGCACAAGUUAUUGCAGGUAUAAGUGUAAUGAUGAGUUUAUUUCUGCAUCCAUUGGGUUGGUCAGCACAUCGAGUUCAGCUCUUAUGUGGUCCUGAUGCUGAGCCUUUCUAUGCUGCUGGUUGCUCUAUAGGGAUAUCAUUUUAUUGUGCGGUAGCUGGUGUAUUGCUAUGUUUUUUAUGCGCUGGAAUUAGUCUGAAAGCCGAAUCAUCGAAUAUGCGGUCACGAGUAAAAAGGCGGGUAGAAGGAGGUGAUCGACUUUUAAAUUUAAAUAAAAAUUUCCCGAGUCCGAAAAACUAUAAUGCCUGAGUAACGGAAGAACGUAUAUAUAAAUAGCUUUUAUUUGAGAUAUUGAUCAUCAAAUUCUACCAUAUAGUUUGGCAGAAAAUAGGUUUUCCACUGAAAAAUUUACUUGUUUCUAUUUUUUUUUUGCCGGCACUGUAUAUAUUUAAUUAAAAUGUUUAUUAAAUUUGUAUGAGUGUAUAUGAGUAUAGAUAGAAUAUAAAGAUUCCCGGCUUUCAUUUGAUACCAAUAUUAGCAUAUUAAUUACAACACAUAAGAAUAUUUGAAAUAUUUGUUUGAAAUUGUAAGUCCUUGGAAUUUUGAAGUCCUUUUAUAAGGACAUAAGAGCUGAUUAUUGAAAACGGAGUAUGCAGAAUUACUAUAAAUGGCCUCUAGUUUCACAGGCAUAUCAACUUUUCUAUGUGCGAAAGCUUUUUUUCAAAAUUGUUACAGGGUGUUAUACGUUCAAAAAAUGUAUUCAAUAUGUAUGUGUACUUAUUUAUUUGUACUUAACCUUAAGAAUUAAAAUGUUAAAUUAUGUAUUAAGAUAUCUAAAAAAAUAAAAAGGUUUAUUUGCAAAAUAGCUUUUAUGAUAAGUUUUUAAGC